AUGGGCUAUUCGGUCGAGUCACCCAUCUUGGUGGGGUCGCGGUGUGAGGACCGCGCGCGGUGCUCUGCGGGGCCGGUGGGAGAGAGCUGUGCGGCCGCCGCAUCCUGCUUUUCCCCGCAGGUGGGCACCAACCUGACCGACAUCGUGGCCCACAGAAAGAUCACCAUCCGGGAGCUGGGCGGGUGCAUGGGCCCCAUCUGGCCCAGUUACUAUGGAAACUGCCGCUCCCUCCUGUUCAUGAUCGAUGCCUCCAACCCCACCCAGCUCUCCGCAGCCUGCGCGCAGCUCCUGGGCCUGCUCUCUGCAGAACCGCUCGCAGAAGCACAGGUCCUGAUCCUCUUCAAUAAAACUGACCUGGCCUGCUAUAUGACCGUAGAGGAGAUGAAGUCGUUAAUCAGGCUCCCAGACAUCAUUGCUUGUGCCAAGCAGAACAUCACCGUGGCAGACAUCAGUGCCCGCACGGGCACGGGCUUGACCGAGGUGCUGCGCUGGCUCCAGGACACCCACGGAGCCGGCUGACGACCAUUGGGUGGGGGGCGUGGCUGGACCGCUCUGUGGGGAGGAGGCGGAGGGCAACCCUGCUUGGCCUCUGGAGGUUUGUUCUUAGGAAGAUAAGGACCCAGCGUAAACCUAGAAGGGGGGCUUCAGUGCCGAGUUGCAGUGAUGGGUAAACUGAGGCACCCAGGGUGGAAGUCCUGACAGCCGACGUUGGAAUGAAGACUAUCCAGGGCUAGGAGAGCAGCACCGGCCCCAGACCUCAGCACCCGGAGCGGCAGGCAGGCAGGGAGAGGCCUGGUGGAGUGCGGGUGCCGCUGAGCGCAUGGUUACAUCUGCGAAGACCCUUUCUCCAAGUAAGUUCACGUUGGCACGUCCUGGGGGUCAGGCUUGAAUGUACCUUUUUGGGCCACUGUUCAGCCUCCUGUGAUUGGUAAGGAGCUGUCUGCCUGAGUGUGCUGUGACACCUUAGGCCUUGUGGUGCUUUCUGCUCUUCUCUGCACGGCCCGGGCCACUGCUGGGCGCCACCUCCCCAGGCGCCACCGAGCAGCCUGGACGCGGGCCAUCUCCACUCCUCAUUGGGGUCCUCGCAGACUCAGAGGGCUGUCAGACACCCCCCAAUUUCAGAGGACUUGAGCAAAGCCUGGUGAAAAGCGUGAAGUGUUAGAAGACUGGGCUGUAAGUCAUCAGCUCUUCAGCUAAGAGUGUGCGACUCAGAAAGCGGGCAGCACCGGGUGAGCUCUAGGGCCCGCCUGCAGGGCAGCAGCAGGCGGGAAGCUCCCCCUUUCACUGUAAAAUCUGAAUUAUGUAAACCGCGUUCUCUGUAUUCAAAAAAUGAAUUAAAACAGCAAAAAUGGCAACUUAAAGCCUGAAAACACAAAA
Molecule: messenger RNA, 1377 nt
Organism: Myotis brandtii (Brandt's bat)
Lineage: Eukaryota; Metazoa; Chordata; Mammalia; Chiroptera; Vespertilionidae
Gene: ARL16
Product: ADP-ribosylation factor-like 16
Exons: 4
Coding region: 1-519 (172 amino acids)
Molecular function (GO): GTP binding; GTPase activity
Source: RefSeq, a predicted model, not a curated record